Messenger RNA from Manihot esculenta (cassava), 1655 nucleotides. RefSeq names its product protein arginine methyltransferase NDUFAF7, mitochondrial. The record is from RefSeq and is a predicted model, not a curated record. Gene Ontology annotation, biological process: mitochondrial respiratory chain complex I assembly. Gene Ontology annotation, molecular function: protein-arginine omega-N symmetric methyltransferase activity. Gene Ontology annotation, cellular component: mitochondrion. The transcript is spliced from 10 exons. Lineage: Eukaryota; Viridiplantae; Streptophyta; Magnoliopsida; Malpighiales; Euphorbiaceae. The coding region runs from base 91 to 1548 and encodes 485 amino acids.
UUUUUUUUGGUCAUACUCGCCCUUGGUUUAUGAGUCCUGGAAUGUAUCUUGUCCGAAGAAAGGGGCAGCGGCGACAACCCACAGAGGAAAAUGCUGAGAAGAGUGUUACUGAAACAAGCUUCUACUUGCCGUCACUUUCUGUCCAACGGUGCAGCAACUUCUAUUUCACUUCCCUUGCAUAGGAGCCACUCUUCUUAUUCAUCGUCUUCACAUUCAGAAUCCCCUAACGCUACUUUUGCCGAACAUUUGGAGAACCAGAAUGCCCAAUCCACCACUACCAUUUCCGUUGACCGAUCUGGGCUUUAUAACCCCUCUGAGCAUUCUCACGAACCCACUUCGGAGUCGGAGCUUAUCAAGCACCUGAAAGGCAUUAUCAAGUUCCGUGGUGGCCCAAUUACAGUGGCAGAGUAUAUGGAAGAAGUUUUGACAAACCCUAAAGCUGGGUUCUACAUUAAUCGAGAUGUUUUUGGAGCAGAAGGUGAUUUCAUAACAUCUCCUGAAGUUAGCCAGAUGUUUGGGGAGAUGGUUGGUGUGUGGGCAAUGUGUUUAUGGGAGCAAAUGGGACAGCCGAAAGAAGUGAACCUUGUAGAGCUUGGUCCAGGUCGAGGAACCCUUAUGGCUGAUCUUCUGCGUGGCGUCUCAAAGUUUAAGGGCUUCACUGAAUCAUUGCAUAUACACAUGGUAGAAUGUAGUCCAGUGUUACAGAAACUUCAACAUGGCAAUUUAAAAUGUGUGGAAGAACAUACUACCUGUGAAGGUGUUGAGAGAAGAAAUAUUAGCACAUUGGCAGGAACACCUAUAUCAUGGCAUGCUGAACUAGAGCAGGUUCCACCAGGAUCACCUGUAAUCAUCAUUGCCCAUGAGUUUUAUGAUGCUUUACCAGUUCAUCAGUUUCAGAGGGCUUCUCGUGGCUGGUGUGAGAAAAUGGUUGAUAUUUCUGAGGAUUCAACGUUUCGAUUUGUUUUGUCUCCACAGCCAACACCUGCAACGCUCUAUUUAAUGAAGCGCUGCAAGUGGGCUGCAACUGAAGAAGAAAUUGAGAAGCUUAAUCACAUAGAAGUUUGCCCCAAAGCAAUGGAUUUGACUCAUACAAUUGCCAAGAGAAUAAGUUCUGAUGGAGGAGGGGCACUUAUAAUUGAUUAUGGUCUAAAUGGAGUGGUCUCAGACAGUUUGCAGGCAAUUAGGAAACACAAGUUCGUUGACAUACUAGACAAUCCUGGGUCUGCUGAUCUUAGUGCUUACGUUGAUUUUGCUGCCAUCAGACACUCUGCUGAGGAAGCUUCAGAAGAUGUGUCUGUCCACGGCCCAAUUACCCAGUCCCAUUUGCUUGGUUCUCUGGGAAUAAAUUUCCGUGUGGAAGCAUUGCUGCAGAACUGCACAGAUGAACAAGCAGAGUCCCUAAGGACGGGAUACUGGCGGCUGGUGGGUGAAGGUGAAGCUCCAUUCUGGGAGGGACCCGAUGAACAGGUGCCUAUUGGCAUGGGUACCCGGUAUUUGGCAAUGGCUAUUGUGAAGAAGAAGCAAGGUGUUCCAGUUCCAUUCCAAUAAAGUUGGAAAUGCUUCUUCAUUCAUGUUUUGUAAGAUUUUGUGUCUUAAGCAUUUGUACAUCAAUAGUUUAUUCUUUUUAUCCAAUAAGUUAAUAGUUUUAGUUUUUA